Messenger RNA from Alnus glutinosa, 1852 nucleotides. RefSeq names its product receptor-like cytosolic serine/threonine-protein kinase RBK2. The record is from RefSeq and is a predicted model, not a curated record. The transcript has 9 exons. Gene Ontology annotation, biological process: protein phosphorylation. Bases 383 to 1639 code for a protein of 418 amino acids. Gene Ontology annotation, molecular function: ATP binding; protein kinase activity. NCBI's taxonomy places the organism in Eukaryota, Viridiplantae, Streptophyta, Magnoliopsida, Fagales, Betulaceae.
UAUUUUUUCAAAAUCUGAAAAAAUUCUUUAAAAAUACACUCUGAAACAGUGAGCCGGGAAACAUUGAAAAGGCAGUCAUUGUUGAAGCGCUUAGAGUAAACUUGAAUCAAAGCCCACUUCUUAUUCUUCUUCUUCUUCAUCAUCAUCAUCUUCUCUCUCUCGCUCUCUCUCUCUCUCUCUGUUCUCUUCUCUUCUGGUGUGACUCUCCUCUGUUUCUUUGCUCUGUGUGUCCAUGGAAGAUAUCUGACACGACAAGUAACAACCUUCGGUUCCUCCUCCAUGAGAAAACCAAAACAUUUUGGUAGCUAACUGAAGCAAAAUAAGAAAACCAGAUGCUAUUUAUGCUGCCUCUGCUUCUGCUCAAGGUUUGUGAUCUUUAAAUAUGAAAAAGAAGGUAGAUUUGUCUCCUGUUGGAGUUCUUGAGGACUAUUUUAAGAGCUCAAAAUCUGAAACAUGUUCUUCGAAAGAACACGAUAUAGACUCUAAAGACUCAAAAUCCGAAUCUCGCCGGCAGUGGCAUGGAUUUGUCCAAUUAUUGAGAACUGGAUCCAAGAAAUCAUUAGCCACUUUGCAUCCUCUCAGUGUCAUGAAGCUUUCAAGAAGAAUGUCCAGAAGUAUGAGGGAGGCCACAGCUAGGAUGACAAAUUUUCAUGUAGAUAUCGCAAAGUUAUCAUGGAAGAACUUUACCUUGCAUGAGCUACAAACCGCAACCAACUAUUUCAGCCCUGAGCAUCUGAUUGGAAAGGGUGGUUAUGCUGAAGUUUAUAAAGGGUGUUUGAGAGAUGGGCAGCUUGUAGCAAUCAAACGUCUAACAAGAGGAACAGCCGACGAGAUUGUAGGGGACUUCUUAUCAGAGCUUGGUAUAAUAGCCCAUUUGAACCAUCCAAAUACCAUUAAGUUAAUUGGUUAUGGGGUUGAAGGAGGAAUGCACCUUGUUCUUGAGCUAUCUCUACAUGGGAGCUUAGCUUCUAGGCUUUAUGGUUCAAAGAGGAAGCUGGAAUGGGGUAUUAGGUAUAAGAUUGCAUUAGGGACAGCUAAGGGUUUACUGUAUCUUCAUGAGGGUUGUCAGAAAAGAAUAAUCCACAGAGACAUUAAGGCUGCAAACAUUUUGCUUAAAAACGACCUCGAGCCUCAGAUUUGUGAUUUUGGGCUUGCAAAAUGGCUACCAGAGCAGUGGACUCACCAUACAGUAUCAAAAUUUGAAGGCACAUUUGGGUAUCUUGCUCCCGAGUACUUACUGCAUGGCAUAGUAGAUGAAAAAACUGAUGUUUUUGCCUUUGGUGUGCUGCUAUUGGAGCUAGUCACAGGACGCCGGGCUCUAGAUUACAAUGAUUACUCGAAGCAAAGCCUUGUUUUGUGGGCAAAACCUUUGCUUAAGAAGAAUGACAUUAUGAAUCUCACUGAUCCUUUUCUAGCUGAUAACUACGACUCUCGACAGAUGAAUCUUGUGCUCUUGGUUGCUUCUUUAUGCAUACAGCAGUCCUCAAUUCGACGCCCAUGUAUGAGUCAGGUUCUUCGGCUUUUGAAUGGCGACCUUAGCCACUUGAAAUGCAUGAAAAAAUGUCAAACUGGAUUCUUCCGAAAAGCUUUCCGCGACGAGCUCGUCAGUGCAGAAGAGUGCAACUCAACCAAAAAUUAGACGACUUUGAUGAUCAUCAAUAGGUACAUAUGGAAUGGAAUGCCCCCAUCAAGCAUUUUAGCAUGUUGAACCCAGAAGAAAGGAAUGAGUAUGCUUUUGUCAUUGGACCUUGAAGAAAGGAAUGAUUAUUCUUUUUAAGAGUGUCACUGGUCUUGUUGAACCUAUGUGCAUAAAGGAAGCUUUUAAUAUUAAAUUAACUUGAAUUGUAGAGAA